AUGGCGGUUUUCGCCGUCUCUGGAAGCGUCGUCUUCCUCGCGAGUCAAUUUCAUAAACGUCUCCUCUCCGAUUACAUGGACAAGUUCGAAUUCGAAAUCCGAUCGCGGGAAAACGUGGUGAUGAAGAAGAAGGUGAGAUUCGCGGCGGAUGUGGUGGAGCCGUCGGGGAAUAAUAAAGAGUAUCGCCGGAGACACUCCUUUAAAGCCAAAUCUGAUAAGCAAUCGAAGAUGGUCGCAACUAUUUGA
Messenger RNA from Arabis nemorensis, 246 nucleotides. The record is from the annotation of a GenBank genome assembly. NCBI's taxonomy places the organism in Eukaryota, Viridiplantae, Streptophyta, Magnoliopsida, Brassicales, Brassicaceae.